Molecule: messenger RNA, 3939 nt
Organism: Podospora bellae-mahoneyi
Lineage: Eukaryota; Fungi; Ascomycota; Sordariomycetes; Sordariales; Podosporaceae
Gene: MPE1
Product: Protein mpe1
Exons: 3
Coding region: 1129-3135 (668 amino acids)
Biological process (GO): protein ubiquitination; ubiquitin-dependent protein catabolic process
Cellular component (GO): nucleus
Molecular function (GO): zinc ion binding; nucleic acid binding; ubiquitin protein ligase activity
Source: RefSeq, a predicted model, not a curated record
GAGCACAGCAUCAUUAUGGCACCACUACCAUCGGAGACCGCCCUGUGUAACUUUGAAGCAUUUCGGACAUAUACUCAAACUCUCUGAUAAAGGUCAACACAGCCCUGACCUCACACAUGAUAAUAGUCAAUAGAGGGUGCCUCAAUCUGUUGUUAUUGUGUGAGGUCUCGAUUGUUGCUGUCAGCCACAUGCAUCACUUGCCAGCGGGCUGGCUCGUAACCCCACUUUCUGCCUGAAAAUCUAGGUCGACAUUCUGCUUGCGGAGCCCAGACUUCGGAACAUUCCUCUCGCGGCUGACCUAUUAAUCAUCUGACCGUUGGCCAACUUUAAUUAACCGAACCCCGAGCUCUCGACUUCUUCACCUCCACCAGCCCUUUUGCUCCAACAACCAACGACGACGGGUGCAACACAUCGCCAAAACCUUUUGCAGAUCGACCAUCGCAACAGUCGCUUUCCUCGCGAAUAUCCUCCUCUCGCAUCUGGAAGAAUUUUGUUGCGUCUUUGAUCAUCACGCGGGAUUGGCGCAACGGUGAAACAAGGACAAAGCAGCGGCGACAUCGAAAAGGGCGGCGCGUCAGAGGAACGAACGUCCAUCUAACCGAUCCAUCACAGGAAUCCAUCGCCAUCACAUUCCAUCGCGCCAUCACCAGUCUGCUUGCAGGAGCAUCUCCUUUGCUUGCUAGCGUUGAGUGGGGUCUGUUUUUUUGCUUCUUUUCGUUUGGCUGACAGAGCGUUGGGGACAAGUGUUGGCAAGUGAUCAAGAAGGGGUGCUGUUUUUUAGGAGGGAGGAGUCGCACACGAAUCCAUCACUGCUUUUCAGCUCAAUUGAAUAGAGUGCUAUUUUCGCAGCGCUGGGUCUUUGUACUUUUCCUUUUUUUUUAUCGUCCAUUCAAGAGGCACUUUCUGUCUCCCCCGGAGAGCAUAUCAGAAUUGAUUCCCAUUCAACCUGUUGAGUUGAGGAAAGAAGAAGAACAAAAAGGCAAAACGUCGUCACCUGGUUUAGGGAAUCAAGAAUUCAAGUUCGCUUCGCUUUACCCAUUCCUAGUGUGCGAGCAGGUUUAGCAGAGAAGAGAGCGCCGACACGACUCUAAUUGACAGCUACAUUUUCGACCAUCAACCAGACCCAAGAUGGCGUCUUCAGUAUUCUUCAAGUUCAAGUCGCAAAAAGAGCCAACGCGAGUGGCCUUUGAUGGAACAGGCAUUUCUGUUUUCGAGCUCAAGCGCGAGAUCAUUCUUCGCGCUGGCCUCGGUGACGGCACAGAUUUUGACCUGGCCAUCUAUGCUGAUGAAAAUGGAAAAGAAGUCUAUGAUGAUGACACCUCCAUUAUUCCCCGGUCCACCACUGUCAUCGCCCGGCGCAUGCCCCCGAAGAAUCCCGGAAGAGGCGGCGCUGCUCGAUAUGUCUCUGGAAAGAUGCCCAUCCACGCGAAGAAUUCGUCACGCAGGGAGCAAACAGCAAAGCCAGCGGCCAAGACCCAGUCCAACACUCUAGCGCAACUAAGCAGCGCCAUGACAGAAGAGGAGAAGAUGGCUGCCGUCUUCCAGGCCCAAACCGAGCACUUCACCUCGAGAGAAGAGGAAAUGGCUACUCAACAGUAUGUCGCCAAGGGUGGCCCCAAAAAGCCCGCUAAUGUUCCCGACCACGACCCGCCCCAAGGCUAUAUCUGCUACCGAUGUGGUGAGAAAGGCCACUGGAUUCAGCUUUGCCCAACCAACGACAAUCCCGAUUUCGACAACCGCCCUCGCGUAAAGCGUACCACUGGCAUUCCCAAGUCAUUCCUCAAAACAGUCGACAAGGCAACUGCGCUUGGUCAGAAUGCUGAUGGAGAUGACUCCAAGACACCAUCAGGCAUCAUGGUCAAUGCUGAUGGAGAGUACGUGAUUGCAGAGCCUGACAAGGUGUCAUGGGAAAGGUUCCAGGCCAAGGCCAAGUCGAACAACGCGGCAUCAAAGGCAGCUAUGGAAGGGGAGAAGGAGGUCCAAGAGAGAGGCUUGGAAUGCUCCAUCGACAAGAAGAUGUUCAUAGAGCCAAUGAAGACUCCGUGUUGUAGUAAGACGUAUUGCAAUGACUGCAUCACCAACGCUCUCAUUGAGAGCGACUUCGUCUGCCCUGCCUGCAAUGCAGAGGGUGUCUUGAUUGAUGAUCUCAAGACAGAUGAGGAAGCAGUCGAGAAGCUCAAGCAAUUGCUUGCCGACAGGGAUAGUAAAGCCAAGGAGGGUUCCAAGAGCCCAAAAAGCCCCAGCGAAGCAUCAACCAAAUCCGUCCAGGCCACCGGUGUCGAACCAACAAACAUUAAGAAGUCUGUUUCUCCUUCGCCGGCCCCUGCUAACCCGGCCGCGCCACCACAGCAAACUGCCCAGCAGCAAACCACGACAUCCACCCCCUCGGUCCGAAGCGCCACCUCGACACCUGUCCACAGCGAGCCAAGCCAGCAAACAUCUAAGAAGCGGCCCGCUGAAGAUGCCCUCGAUAACCCCAAGAUCCCCAAGGCGCCCAAGGCCAUGCAGCCAACUCAACAGAAGCCACCAGUAAACCCCAUGAUGGGCGGCACCAACAUGAUGAACGGCAUGAACCCCAUGGCCGGCGGCAUGAUGCCCGGUAUGAACAUGCCCGGCAUGAGCCCGAUGAUGUUUCCCGGCAUGAACCCCAUGAGCCUGAACAUGAUGGGCGGCUUUGGGGGCAUGCCCGGCAGCUUUGGCGGACCAGGCGGCAUGCCCAACAUGAGCAUGAACGGGAUGAACAUGAUGAACCCGAUGAUGAACCCGAUGAUGAACCCGAUGAUGAACGGGUUCCAGGGAAUGCCUAACAAUAACAACAACAACAAUAACAACUUCAACCCACGGCACAACAACUGGGGUGGGCCGAGUGGUGGUGGGUUUCAGGGUCAUCAACAGCAACAACAACAACAGCAGCAGCAGCAGCAGCAUAACCAGCACCCGCCACAGCAGCAGCAGCAGAGACCACCGCAGCAAAUGAUGGGUAUGGGUAUGGGCAUGAACGGCGGCGGCAUGAUGAAGAACUUUUCCCACCAACCGGCUGAUGACGAGGACGCCUACUUCCGGAAGCCAGUCAACCCGCACCGCCACCAGAACCGCCAGAAAAGGGUCAGGCCGAGUGAUUACCGGGAGCUUUGAGCAGGCUGAGUUUUUUUUUUUUUUUUUUUUUUUUUUUUGGUAACGAUAAUGAUUUUCAUCAUGGGGGUGGUGAGGCCGGGCGGGGGAGUAUAUACAUCAUCACAAACAAGCGAACAUAAUGGUGUGUGUGAAACGUGGGAAGCUAUCUGGCUUUUGGAGCGGGGACCAGGUUUUCAAGAGGAGCAAGUUGCAUUACUCUUCUCAUUGGCGUUUUUCCUCUUUCUCUUUUCUCACUCUCUUGAUUCUUCUUGUAAUCUUCUAUCUCUGGGGCUGUGGUUUGAGGGGGAUGUUUUCGGGAUUGAGGUUGGUUGUGACAUGAAUAAUCACCACAAAACAACACCACAUGGAGCAAAUGUGGCUUGGUAUGGCGGGGUUGGGAAUUAUCCUUGCUUUUUUUCUUUCUUUUAUCCACAGCAACGUACAGCACACACACACAACAAAAUAAAACAAGCGGGAAACAGGAAAGCGGUGGGAUGUCCAAAACGAGCCGGGAUAGGGAAGGUUGGAAGGGGUUUUAUUCAACAAGGCAAAGGGACAUAGGAUGGAUGGGUGAAUUGGUAUGGAUGGAUGGGAUGCUGGAGUAGGGGCAAUGGGAAAGCGAAGGGAAAUUAGGAAAUAACCGGGAAAUUCGGAUUGAUAAACUGAGUUUUAUUUGUGUAUAUAUACCACACACUUGGCACACACACACACACACACACUUUCUCUCUUGCCUUUUGUUUCAUUCUUCUUGUUACUGGUUGGUGAUUGUUUUUUUCAAGUCUUGUGCUGACAUUCUGGGAAUACAAAAUUGAAUUUCUUUAAAAU